Messenger RNA from Xiphias gladius (swordfish), 2272 nucleotides. RefSeq names its product adaptor related protein complex 1 subunit mu 1 (gene ap1m1). Gene Ontology annotation, biological process: vesicle-mediated transport; intracellular protein transport. Lineage: Eukaryota; Metazoa; Chordata; Actinopteri; Istiophoriformes; Xiphiidae. Gene Ontology annotation, cellular component: clathrin-coated vesicle; clathrin adaptor complex. The transcript has 12 exons. Bases 177 to 1448 code for a protein of 423 amino acids. The record is from RefSeq and is a predicted model, not a curated record. Gene Ontology annotation, molecular function: clathrin-cargo adaptor activity.
GGGGGCGCUCGUCAGAUGGCCCGUCGGUGUAACAAAAAGGGAAGGGUCGCUUUCCUCUUUCCAGUAUUAUGAAUGAAAGUCUGUUCUUUUAAUUCAUCUUAGAAGUACUUAAUAUCAAACAUUAUCAAGAAGGUGUCGAAAACGAGCUGGACUAAGCUCGUUUAAAUUAGUUCAAGAUGUCUGCGAGUGCGGUGUAUGUCUUGGAUUUAAAGGGAAAGGUCCUGGUGUGCCGAAAUUAUCGGGGAGAUGUGGACAUGUCAGAGAUUGAGCACUUCAUGACCCUUCUGAUGGACAAAGAGGAGGAAGGGACACUGUCUCCAAUCCUGGCCCACGGGGGAGUCCGAUUCAUGUGGAUCAAACACAAUAACCUCUACUUGGUUGCAACAUCCAAGAAAAAUGCUAGCGUUUCGCUGGUCUUCUCCUUCUUGUACAAAAUUGUUCAGGUUUUUUCAGAGUAUUUCAAAGAAUUGGAGGAAGAGAGCAUUAGAGAUAACUUUGUCAUCAUUUAUGAGCUGAUGGAUGAGCUGAUGGACUUUGGCUAUCCUCAGACCACUGACAGCAAGAUUCUGCAAGAAUACAUAACCCAGGAAGGGCACAAGCUAGACACUGGCGCCCCGCGACCCCCCGCCACAGUAACCAACGCUGUCUCCUGGAGGUCAGAGGGGAUCAAGUACAGGAAGAAUGAGGUCUUCCUGGACGUCAUUGAAUCAGUCAACCUCCUGGUUAGUGCCAAUGGCAAUGUUCUACGUAGUGAGAUUGUUGGCUCCAUUAAGAUGCGUGUGUUCCUGUCUGGAAUGCCUGAGUUGCGACUGGGCCUUAACGACAAGGUUCUGUUUGAAAACACUGGACGAGGGAAGAGUAAAUCAGUAGAGCUGGAAGAUGUAAAGUUUCACCAGUGUGUCCGUCUGUCUCGCUUUGAGAACGACCGCACCAUCUCCUUCAUUCCUCCCGACGGAGAGUUUGAGCUCAUGUCCUACCGCCUCAACACUCAUGUGAAGCCCUUGAUCUGGAUUGAGUCUGUUAUUGAGAAGCACUCCCACAGUCGGAUCGAGUACAUGAUCAAGGCGAAGAGUCAGUUUAAAAGACGUUCCACAGCCAACAAUGUGGAGAUCCACAUUCCUGUGCCAACGGACGCUGACUCGCCCAAAUUCAAGACCACAGUGGGUAGCGUGAAGUGGGUACCUGAGAACAGCGAGAUCGUUUGGUCGAUCAAGUCUUUCCCUGGUGGAAAAGAGUAUUUGAUGCGAGCCCACUUUGGUCUGCCGAGUGUAGAAGCUGAAGACAAGGAAGGGAAGCCGCCGAUCAGUGUCAAGUUUGAGAUCCCGUACUUCACCACUUCAGGCAUCCAGGUGCGUUACCUGAAGAUCAUUGAGAAGAGUGGCUAUCAGGCCUUGCCCUGGGUGCGCUACAUCACCCAAAAUGGAGAUUACCAGCUCCGGACCCAGUAGGCAGCACUUCAGCCGGCAGUAGGCAGGUGGAAAUCAGAGGGGGCGGAGUCGAUCCACUAAUGUGCUAUCAAUGGCAGGUGUCAGUCAUGAGACCAGAGGACUGUCAGUAUCUACUUUUGUUUUUUUAUUUGUUGAAGUUAUAUUCAUUUCUGAUCAAUGCAAAUAUUAGAUGGGGCCUUUGGUUAGGCAAGAGUAAAAAGUAAAAGUGAUUAGGUAAUUAUGUUUUACUACUGUGUGGCUCCUAAUGCGAGCAAGGCCAAGGAAAGCAGGAGUAAUGUUUACAUCCAACCGAUACGGUGCAGAGUUGUACACAAUCUAUCACAGUGGGUCAAAUGGCUUGAGAGCAGAUGUUACAAUUCUCAUUUAAAGUUACUGUAAUCAUCUCCACACAGGUCAAUAACGAACUCACCAGUCAGUCGAAAUAUGAUAUUUUUUAUAUGAAGCUGCUCUGUUCUGCCACAAUUCCUUUUUGUUGAUUAUCUGUAUAUAUUUGUUACAUGUUAAUGAACUUCAAUUCAGUGUUAUUAGUUUGAUAGCUCUAAAUUAAAAAGUUCCUUCAUUUUAUAUUAUCAACUUCAUGUGAUGCCAUUGAAACAUGUCAGAGCAUUGCCCUCCUGCUUGGCUGUUGUGCUCUUUAUUUAUCAGUCUGGCUCCCUUGACAUUCAGCUUUGCAAAAAACAUUAAAUGCGGUGAGUUUAGGUUUCACGGUAAACAGAGUACCAGUUGAAAAGGCCUCUUUUCCAGCCCCCUACACCUGUUUCCCUUUUCCCUGGCUGUAAUCAUACUAUUUUAAACCAUUAAAUGUCUAUUUAGAGAAAACUGUU